Messenger RNA from Hemiscyllium ocellatum (epaulette shark), 8306 nucleotides. RefSeq names its product tyrosine-protein kinase receptor UFO. Gene Ontology annotation, cellular component: signaling receptor complex. The transcript is spliced from 20 exons. The record is from RefSeq and is a predicted model, not a curated record. NCBI's taxonomy places the organism in Eukaryota, Metazoa, Chordata, Chondrichthyes, Orectolobiformes, Hemiscylliidae. Gene Ontology annotation, biological process: positive regulation of phosphatidylinositol 3-kinase/protein kinase B signal transduction; cell migration; cell surface receptor protein tyrosine kinase signaling pathway. The coding region runs from base 468 to 3161 and encodes 897 amino acids. Gene Ontology annotation, molecular function: protein binding; ATP binding; transmembrane receptor protein tyrosine kinase activity.
AUAGAGAUUAGGAGCUAGAAGUAGUUUGAAGACUUGCAGAGGUACAGCAGUGACUCAGGCGUGAGCAGAGGAUCACAAAUUAUAAAGCAGGACACUCCAACUUACCAUACCAAAGCAAAAAAAAACUGAACUGCAAUAUUUCAGAGUGUCUUAAAUGCAACGUCUUUUGUAAAGCCCCUUUGGUUUCUGUGAUUGGCUCCAUUCAUCAGCUGGAGCUGCUACUUUGAAACGUUUUAUAAGUUAAAAAGCACCCAGCCCUCCGUCUUUCUAUCUGUUUGCCGGAGAUUUAUUUCAAACAGAACUAUCGUCUAAGCUGAGUCCGGGAGUCGACCGCAAAAGUUCAAGAAGCCGUUUGGGAAGUUUGUGGGAGCUGUUUUCUCUCUCUCUGCAGAGGCGAUGUGUUGGGUUCACUGAGCCAGCGGGAAGUUUACUUCGUCAAAGGAGCUGAACACUUUUUUAAAGAAAAUAUGAGAAGAUUGUGGCUUUUAUCGUUUUGUUUAUGGAUUGAGAGCUGGUGCCAGAGCCCGGGACCCGGACUUCCAGAAGAUAUGCCCUUCCUGCAGGAUCCCGAGAGUAUCAUAUCUUUCCAGGGAAAGGAAGUAAAGUUACGCUGCUCAAUUCGGGUGAUGGGGGAGCUUCCCGAAAUAAAUUGGCAACGAGAUGGGGUUCUGUACCAGGGGGAUGUCAACCAAGUUCUGGUGCCAAUGAGUGAUGAUGAAUGGCUGGCCAUCAGUGAACUAAGCAUUCCCUCAAUCCACCGAACAGAUGCUGGGAGUUAUCGGUGCAUCACUUCAGUGAAAGGCAAAGAAAUUAUCUCCAAAGAAGCUCAGCUAGAAAUUGAAGGGUUGCCCCACUUCACCAAGGAGCCACAGGAUGUCCACGUGCACCAGGGCGAGCCUUUUAACCUGAGCUGUGCUGCCGCAGGAUCGCCAGAAUUGAAGGAGCUGAUGUGGCUACAGGAUGGGAUGCCCGUACGCGUUGGGGAGAAAACUACAGCAAUCUCACCAUCAACUCUUUUCAUCCAAGGCUUAAAGAAGCCAGCAACAUUCCGAUGUGAAGCGCACAACGCCAAGGGUGUGGCCACCUCCCGAACAGCCAACGUCAAACUUCUGCCAGACACACCAGACAAUGUGACAGUGACCUUCACAAGCUCCCGUGCCCUUGGAGUAUCAUGGGAUGCUGGCUUCAGUGGCUUUAUUCCGUUUACCUCCUGUACUGUCCAGGCUGAGAAAUCUGUGCAUGACCUCAGCCAAGAGAUCUAUUUGAAGGAUAUCUCUGUUCCACCGUUCAGUCACAUGAUCACAGCAUUGACACCUCACUCGCGAUACAGAAUCCGGCUGGCCUGCAGCACAGAUAUUGGCGCCUCCCCAUGGAGCAGCUGGGUGACAGCGGAAACACUUGAAGGAGAGCCAGACACAGCCCCAAGCAACAUAACCUUCCUGUACAAUGGCAGCGCUCUGCUCUUCAAAUGGGAGAAACCAUCCACAGGCCUUAAUGGGAUCUUGCAAGGAUACAAAGUGGCAUACCAGGACCAAGACAAUGCAGAGGUGAUAAUGGACAAUGGGCUGAGAGAGAACAUUAUCCUGGAGGUUGUCCUGCCUGUCACAAACCUGACUCUCUGCGUGGCAGCCUACACGCAAGCUGGAGAUGGACCAUGGAGUGAUCCUGUCCUGGUAACCCUCCCUAGCCCAGGUAUUCCAAGGCAGAUAAGAUAUCCAGUAGGGAAGGCAGGCAGAAGGUCCUUCUCUUGGCACUGGUGGUACGUGGUGAUGGCAGUCGCUGUCGCUAUGGCCUCUGCCAUUUGCCUUGCUGUGCUUGUUGCCCGACUGAGGAAGAAGGAUGUUCGAUAUGGUGAAGCCUUUGAACCCAUGAUCGAGAGAGGGGAGUUGGUGGUGCGUUACCGAGUGAAGAAGUCAUACAGCAGAAGGACUAAUGAGGCCACGUUGAACACUUUGGGAAUAAGUGAUGACCUCAAAGAGAAAUUGCAGGAUGUGAUGAUUGACCGACACAAGUUGACACUGGGCAAGACACUGGGAGAAGGGGAGUUUGGCUCUGUGAUGGAAGGACAAUUGAACCAGGAUGAUUAUAUUCUCAAAGUGGCUGUCAAGACAAUGAAAAUUGCGAUUUGUACACGAACCGAAAUGGAGGACUUUCUUCGGGAAGCGGUCUGCAUGAAGGAAUUUGACCAUCCCAACGUUAUGCGAUUACUUGGGGUCUGUCUACAGAAUCAUGAGAAUGAAGGCUUUCCAUCACCAGUGGUCAUCCUUCCAUUCAUGAAACAUGGGGAUCUCCACAGUUUCCUCCUAUACUCUCGACUGGGAGAGAGCCCUGUGUACCUCCCGAUGCAGACAUUGGUAAAAUUCAUGACUGACAUUGCUCGGGGAAUGGAAUAUCUCAGCAACAAGAACUUCAUCCACCGGGACCUGGCUGCCCGCAACUGCAUGUUAAAUGAAAAUAUGAAUGUCUGCGUGGCUGACUUUGGCUUGUCCAAAAAAAUCUACAAUGGAGAUUACUAUCGACAAGGCCGGAUCUCAAAAAUGCCAGUAAAGUGGAUUGCAAUUGAAAGUCUAGCAGACAGAGUUUACACAACCAAAAGUGAUGUGUGGUCCUAUGGUGUCACCAUGUGGGAGAUUGCAACUCGCGGGCAAACUCCGUAUCCAGGUGUGGAAAACAGUGAGAUCUAUGACUAUCUCCGACAAGGCAACAGACUGAAGCAGCCCCCAGACUGUCUGGAUGCACUGUAUGAGCUGAUGUACUACUGCUGGCAAUUGAACCCAAGAGAGCGGCCAACUUUUGAGAUCAUCUGCUGUCAACUAGAGAAGAUUGUGGAAGACCUGCCACCCUCUUCAGACCCAGAGGAGAUUCUUUACGUCAACAUGGAGGAUGCUCGUGGGAGGUCAAACAGUUGCUGUGAACAGGGAGCAGUUGGAGGCAGUGAUCUUGAGGAGAGUCUGAAGGCUUCAUGCUCACAGUUCUCCAAGGCACCUGUGGUAACAUCGGCAGAUGUCCACCAGUCAAAUGCAGUUGAUCGCUAUGUUUUGUGUCCACCUCAUGAGAGUACCCGAUCAAUGGCAAUGGUACCCUUAAGUAGCAAUUCGCCGCUGUGUUUAGCGACAGAGGACCUCCAGCUGGAAGAAAUGUGUGGGAGAGAAUGUAAAUGACAGAGCCAUCUGUGAUACUGGGCACUUCAUGUUUCCAGGAACCUUGCCUCAAAUAAUCACUCAAGUGAUCUCCAAGCAAAGACACUGACUGCAAGUCAUGUUAUUGUUAAAAGAAUGUACAAUGUCACUUUGACCAUAUAACAUCAAAACAGUCCUGCAGUCAAGGCAAGUCAGCAGUUGGAAAAGUGCAAACAGCUAACCAAUUUAACCACAAACCCAUCCCUCAUGCCAAUUUCUUGCAUGCCAUGAAUUUCAAAGUUUCUCUUACUUAUCUUCUAUCGGGCACUUUUCAUCCCUUUAUCUAGCACAGUUGGGAGGGAGACAGUGUCUAAAUAUCAUAUCACAAUGGCCUCAGUCCAAAAGUACUUGGAUGCUGAUAUCGAAUACUGUGCAUGCUGAUGCUUUGAUCAUGGCAAUCACUGAUCUGAGAUGCAUAUGCUAAGAAGUGCACUCUUGAACCCAGCUUCCCAAUGGAAAAUAAAGUAAUGCAGGUGAAAUGCCAAAGGGUUACCAAUUCAGGGGAUAUGGGUUGCAAUAAAGUUGCAUGAUUUCUAAAAGAAGUGUUUAACUGCACAGUAUCUAUGGCAAUAGCACAUGGAAUCUGAAAUAUUUGUAGAUUACAUGUGAAAAUGUACAGUAAAAAAUUAGAGAUAAGUUCACUUCCAGAAUUUACUUUUUAAAAUAUUUACAAGUUAAAAAGAAUAUGGCAGGGAUAUGAUUAGAAAUGACGUUUUAAAAAGCAUUCAGGAGAUGAGGGCAUUGCUGGCUCAGCCAGCUUUAUUGCCUAGCCCUAACUGUCCAGAGGUCAACCACAUUGCAAUGGGCCUAGAGUCACAUGUAGGCCAAAAGAAUGGCAGUAUCCUUUCCUAAAUGUCAUUAAUGACCCAGAUGGAUUGUUUCCGACAAUCUACAUUUAUGGUCAAGAGACUCUUAAUUCCAGAUUUUUUACUGAAUCCACAUUCCACCAUCUGCCGUGGCGGGUUUUGAACUCCGAUCCCCGGGUACUACACAUUACCUGAGUCUCUGGAUUAACAGUCCAGCAAUAAUACCAUUAGAUUAUGGCCUCCAUUGUGUUGAAAUUUAUCCAUGAUUUGAGCAUGCUAAAUGCAAAAUUAAUUUACAAUUCAACUCCCCAUCUCUUCCUAGCCAGUUUGUUACCAUCUCUAAUUGAAUGGUCCUAAACUCAAAGAUGUAUGAUUGCUCCCCAAUUUCCCACAGAUAGAGUAAGUCAAAUGUGCCAAUGAGCUAAUUAAGCUUAUCACUGACAUGAUUCCACCUGGUUUUAAUUAUGUUGCAAAUCUAAAUACAGCUGCCCCCAUUGUAUAAUUGGAACAGGGCUACCCUCGUUUAUGGGAGGUACUUUCUCAAUCAUCACAAUGAAUCAUUAGGUGUUGCUUAGUGAUAACGAUGUGAUGAUCAUAUGAUUGGGUCAGUAUUUUGCAUCUUUUUCUGGGACCAGCAAAGUUUUGAGCAGACACUGAUUCUGAACCCUGUCAUUCAGCAAGAGUACCAGAGCUAAAAUUGAUGCACUAGCUCUUUUGCUACCAGAACUAAAUUGCAGAAAAAAUAAACCUAUGUCAAAAACUAUUUUGGACCUCUUUUGCCUACAUAUUAGGCUAAUAAAUGUGUGCUGGUUUGCGGCUUUCUACUUUUAUCAGUGGAAAUUUCUUCAAUAUUAGUUAGCUUUCUGCACCUUUGCAAUCUUACACACUAUCUUGGUUCAAGAAGAUGUGUCCACUCUAUAAAUGAGUGACGAAUAAUAUCGUCUGGAUGGCAAAUUGACUUUGUAACAUAGCAGAAAGGUUGGAAGCUUUGUCUCCAUGGCACUAUUACAAAAUUAAGAUGCAAUCAUCUGGGAAUGCCUGUCGAGUUCUGAUUUUCAAGAUCCACCUCAGGGAUUACAGUGAAGCAGAUGCAACGAGUAAUUUUGGACAACCAAUGACAGCUUGUUUCAGUGUAAAGAACUGACUGAGCCAUCCACUCCAACCUAUUAAAGCUGUCAUAGGCAAAGGACCUUGGGCUAUUUGUCUUAACAAGCAAGCACAUUUGAACAGAAUUGUUUACAGCAUUUUAUGGAACAUUCAUUUCUAAGUGCACUUCAAUCCUAUGCACAGCCUCUGGCAACUUCUAAUCUGAGAUGUAAAUGGUAAAGCAGCUACUCAUUGUGGGCAACUGUGAUAUGGGACUAGAGCGCCUUGUCUUCAGCCACAAAAUUAGAUGUCAAGUUAAUGCUGCACUGAAAGACUUGAGAUACUUAUGAAAGUGUCCCAAGAGGAGUACCCAACAAAAGCUAAACUUUUGUGCAUUAAUUUACUGUUUGCCACAUAUUUCUUUAUAAAGCCUUGGUUUCCAUACACUUGGUGCAGGGUGUCAUUGAAUUGCCUGCACCAAGACAAACAUAUAUCAAUGAAGGGAGUAAAUCAUUUGCUAAAGUUUAAGAUAGAAUUAUUUGCUAUCACCUUCUUAAUGUAAUAUGCAAAAGAGAUCCACAAUGAUCAACAAUCGAGAAUCAUUCAUCAUUCAUAAUGCUUUGCACUCAAUUUAGACUAGACCUUCAGGCCCUAGUGAGUUGAGCAAUUAAUCUCCAGGAUUAUUUAUGAUCUCAGCUGAACUGACUGACUGUGCCAAUAUUAUCUUCCACUCAUUGAUACAUUGGAAAAAUCUUCACUGUAAAUCAACCUAAAAUAAUCUUGUUAUUGAUUGUGUCUAAAUCCAAGGUUAAUUGCCAUUGUAAAUGGUUAGCUCUAAUGAGAAUUGACCUCAAAUGCAAAGAAUAUCAGCAACAACAUUCACAUCACCAUCAACGUCAAUAUUGGAGGCAUUGCUCUGGUAAUUCCCAGGUUAUGGAUCUGGACUAUACAAUGACUGCUCCCUAUUUACAUGAAUAUCAGCAUGUUCAAGACUGUGUUCAAAGUAUUAAACCGGUAAUUAAUGAAUUUCAUAAUUUAUGCACAGUCAGAAAUGGUAAUAAGCAUGGAGGCUUGCAGAAAUUGAGGUAAAAAUCCAAAUAGUUCACUGAUAUCCCUCAGUGAAGUUAAACCUGCCUGUGAGUCCUUCAAGAAUGCAUAUGUGUAAGCUGUAUCACAACAUAUCUAAACAGGUUGAUUGAAAUGCUUGCACAAUUGUUGAAAGAAAAUCCUAAUCUGGAGUAGGAGUUUGUAUUAAAUUAAAUUCUCAGACUAAAAAGAGCACAACUUUGGUACGGCAAUUCAUUAGAGUUUAUAACAUUGCAGAUGCUUCUGUUGACUUUACCAUAAUUUACUUGAAGCAAAAUAUUCUACUUGAGCAGCCUUACUGGGGAGCAUUUCAGAACAUAAACAUUUUAGCCUGAGAGUCUUGGUUCAUUAAAAUGAAUGAUUUGAAACAUUAAGGCUGACGUUCAGUUGCCAAUUCUGGCUGGGUGUAUUCCUGCAGUCUUUAUCCUGUCACUUUAUCAUCAGACCUGGCCUCACAUUACCACUAUUGUCAAACAUUUUGGAUGAUCAUUCUCAGGCCACUGAAAAGCAAUCAGACUCUUCAUAUUUCAUUGGAAUAUUGUUGACCGCAAUUAAAUGAGCUUUCACAAUGAUCCAACAUUUUUAUCACUAUGAUAUAAAGUAUUGAAUGAUUUUAUUUUUCUUGCUAUGUUGAGCCUUCUCUCCUGCUUCUCUGCUAUGUGUUGGAGAUUAAUCUUCAAAUCUGGAGAUUCCAAGGGAAUCUUGGAGGGUUGGCAUCUGAUAAAUUCCAAUUUCCUGAUGAGUAGAGAAAGCUGAAGGAGGGAAAAUUUCCUCAUUAACUUUUCAGGUGACAGGAGCUUCGUUUCACAAGAGAUGGUCAUUUAUUUUCUGUCAAACUGCUUCUAAUUGUGUUGUUCUGAGAAUUGUUGCAUUGGACACAAAUGCUCUUCAUUUUGAUGCAUGAUUGAUGCAAAAAUACAAACCCUAAUUAACACAGCUUCUCAGGCACUCUCAGCAAGUAGAAAAUAGAACUUCUCCAUAAAAUAAUCAACAUUUGAUGUUUCUAUGUAGUGAAAUUGAAAUUUGGGUUCAGCAUACCCAUUGAGUUUACAUUGACUUUACAUUUACUUUACAUCUACUUUACAUUGAGUUGGUGAUCCAUAACUUGUUUUAGUUAUUCCCUGUAAAGACAACCCGCCUGCUUUAGGGUGCAACUCAAAUCAUCUUAAAGUAUGAACAUAUUAUUCCUAUCUGCCUCAUGUGCUUAGCAAAUUUCACCUUAAAUACAUCAAUUCUAUUCACUUCACCUACACUUGUAGUGGCACAUUCCACUUUUUAAAACAUGACAGACAUUCUUUGGAGAUGUGACAAGGAUGUAUAGUCCACAAAUGUUUGUCCACUUCAGGUUUGAGAUACAGACUGAGUUGGAGGUUAACUCCCCUGUUGAUAAAAAGGACGUGGGUACUGUGCUGCACCGAGCUCCAGUUUAAUCCUGCAUCCUGAGUUACAGCUGAGCUGGGAUAAUUUUAACGGAAAACCCACCGUUCCUCAUUUCAGGGUUAGCAAGCUUCAUUUUAAACAAUUAUUUCGGAUUGAGGGACUUGUGGGCUUGCAGUUGGAUGAAGUCUGAGGUCGAAGUGCCUUUUGAGGAGUAAUUCGUUUUCGACAGUUUUGGGAAUUUUGUCAAUUCCCACUUUCUAAUAUUACUUAUAGGAAUUUAUCUAAUAGAAGUUCUUGCUUUUCACAUCAGUAGAACCUUAAGGCCUGGCAAUGUUCAGCCGGUGACACGACAUGCUUCAGCAUUGAUUUCAUGUUUCACUUUGUACUUCCAAAGAAGUUCCCCUUUUCUUGACAAGCCUGGUCUUCAUGAAGCUCUAUUUUCUCCUGAGUAAAUCCUUCAUGUAAGGUAGCAUAAGCGGUGGAUUUUUAAAGUUUAGAGAAACUGGCUGCAAAUUGAAUCCACACACAGUGUUCCCCACCUGUCCACAGCAUAGCCCAGCUGAUUGUUAACUUGCUCGAAAUCCUUCUCGUUCAUUUGUGACGUUUUAAGGGAGGUCGCUUUCUUACAUAAGUUUUGCGAAGAUUUUGUUAAAAUAUCAAUGUAUAUACUUUGAUACAAACUGUAAUUAAUUCUAGCCCCUUCAUGUUGCACAUGCUGAUCUGUAUCUGAGUUGCUUUUUUUUAAUGAAAUAAAUCUUGUUUUAUUGCA